Molecule: messenger RNA, 360 nt
Organism: Penicilliopsis zonata CBS 506.65
Lineage: Eukaryota; Fungi; Ascomycota; Eurotiomycetes; Eurotiales; Aspergillaceae
Exons: 2
Coding region: 1-360 (119 amino acids)
Biological process (GO): attachment of spindle microtubules to kinetochore
Cellular component (GO): DASH complex; mitotic spindle
Source: RefSeq, a predicted model, not a curated record
AUGGGUACACCAACAACCACCCCCCCACUACAAGAAAACCCGCUCCUUCUCUCCAACCCGCUCGUCUCGCCCCUUGAACAAGAGGUGUUGGACGAGUACACGCGCCUGCUUAGCAACGUCAACAAGUUAUCUGAUAAACUGUCCUCUCUGGCGGGCAGUCCCUCAACACUCACCCUCGACGGACUCCGAUUACUCGAACGCAAGACCGCGACGGUAUGCACGCUCCUCAAGGCGAGCGUGUACAGUAUUGUCCUUCAACAGCAGAUUUGGAACGAGAGUGAACAGGGUCAAACGGGGGAGAAUAACCAUGAGAAUGGGAAUGAGAAUGAGAAUCUCGAGGAGUCGGGGUAUACUCUGUAG